Messenger RNA from Phragmites australis (common reed), 1343 nucleotides. Its product is annotated as probable protein ABIL3. NCBI's taxonomy places the organism in Eukaryota, Viridiplantae, Streptophyta, Magnoliopsida, Poales, Poaceae. The record is from RefSeq and is a predicted model, not a curated record. Bases 256 to 1218 code for a protein of 320 amino acids. The transcript has 10 exons.
CUGUGUUGUGUAUGUGAAUGAAUUGGCAAACAAAUACAGUAGCUUCUUUUACUUUUAUAUAAUCCCCCUCCCUUAUCUUCUUCCCCUCGCGUCGCAUUCAUCGCUCCCCUCCUUCUACCCCCGACGAUGGGCCAUCCUUGCUCACGCCUCUCUCCUGUCACCACCAAUCGCUAGCACAACGGGACCCAAACCAGAUCUUGGCGAAGGUGGUUCAACCCCUUGUUUGUAGGUGUUUAUUUCGGCGCAGCUUCAGUCAUGGAGGCGGUGGCAAUGUCGCCAUCCUCCGUCUCCUCCCACUCCCAUGAUGCUGCCUCAAACAGUGAGGACAUGUCCUUGCAACAAGGCCUCCUCUUCUCAGACAGCCUCAAGGACCUGAGGAAUCUGCGCUCACAGCUAUACUCAGCGGCAGAAUAUUUUGAAGUAUUUUACCGAAACAAUUCGCACAAAUCUACGAUAAUGGCCAGUUUGAAAGAUUACACAGUUGAGGCCCUUGUUAGCACUGUGGACCAUCUGGGUUUUGUGUCAUACAAGGUGGACAAUCUUGUCAGCGAAAAGGCUGAUGAGGUUAACGAAACAGAAUUUCAAGUAUCAUCAGUUGAACAGAGGGUACGCAUUUGCCAACAGAUAAUUGACCAGGAAGGAAGAUCUCAACAAUCUCUUCUCAUCAGGGCGCCAAAGUACCACAGGCGUUAUAUAUUGCCAGGCGCAGAUCUACUGGAAUCUUCCAUUCAUCCGGUUUCAGAGCCUCCACGGUAUAACAGGCCAUAUACAAGUCGCAAAAUGCACAAGUCUCAAUCUUCCAUUUCAACUCCGGUUUGUAGGCAGACUACAAUAAGGCGAGCUCGAUCACCAUCUCCUACACCUAACGAUGCAUAUCAUCGAUCACGGUCCUUAUCACCUUCUCGAAAAGCACCUUCUCGAACAGCACGUGCUAAAUCUCCAUCUCCUCAAAUUGUGAACUCAAAUACCAAAGAAACAAGGGCAGGCUCGCCAAUACCUAAUUCCAAUCCUCUGGCACGGUCCGCUACGGUCUCAAGAAGACCACCUGUGAACCCAAAGCAUUUUAGGCAAACUUCGAUGCAGUUACAUACCGAUUGUGACAACCACAGAGAGCAGGAGAAAAGCUCAAGCAAAGGCAGGGGUUUCCUCAAGUCGUUGCUCACGAGGCGUAGGUGGAGGAAUGACGAGUCGUUGUACAGUUACUUGGAUGAGUAUUGACUACUGAAAUGUUUAAACCAGAGUUCUGUGUUAACUGAAUCUUCAUUGUUUCAAUUUUUUUAUAUCUGUGAUCUUUGCUUUGCCAAAAGGCUGGGAUGGUGUCUGUUCCUUUUUCUUUUGUGCCA